Molecule: messenger RNA, 15568 nt
Organism: Paramuricea clavata
Lineage: Eukaryota; Metazoa; Cnidaria; Anthozoa; Malacalcyonacea; Plexauridae
Source: the annotation of a GenBank genome assembly
AACUUUGCAAAAUGACGUCAUUAUGUUAUUUUCACAAAAUCAGAUAUUAAAUGUCUUAUCCAAUCAGCGUUGAGCAAGAAUCCACGUUUCGUUUCAGGAGGGGUGAUGUAUGAAUUUACUAGUUUAAUGGCGGAGGUAAAUAAACAUUUGUGGCAAGAAAAAUGAAGAAAUAUGAGUGCAGAUCGUUUGCUUCUAGCUUUUGUUCAUUACUCACAGUGCUAACAGCAACUACAGUUAGUAAUGGCGUCGAAAAUGUUGGGGAAAGCGGAAAUUCGCUUGUGUUAUCCGACAGAUUUACUGAGUAUGUACUGUAUAUUUUUGAUAUUUUAUAUCAUCAAUUCGUGAUUUUUAUGUACGUACAGUAAUCAUAUGUAAGCUACAUGUAAAAGAAAUAUUAUUACCAUAAAGAUAACUUUUCACGAGUUUAAAUUUGUAUUUAAUCUUAAUUCCUUCUAAUCAGGCAAUAUAUCAAUAUUAAUAAUGGCUGACAUUAAAGCAAAAAUUAGGCGAAAAAUUCAAAAGUAAUAAACAUAUAAUAGUUAAUAAUAGUUAUAAAUAAAUAGGUUUUUGUGAUGUCCAGAAUUAUCAAUGUCAAGAAGGAGUUAAUAUGAGCCGAAGCAGAAGGUUGAGAAUAAUAGUACUUUGAGACCUUGAUCAUUUUGGAUAUAUAUCGCAAAAGCAAAUUUAACAAUUGUUUUACACAUAUUGUAUGAUGGGGUUAUUAAACUCCUAUAUAUGUGUAUAUAUAAUGAUCGUUUUCGUGGGUCUGAUGAUCGUUAUUGUGAAAAUGGAGUAACAGCUUGUUAAAGUUUUAAGUUUUUAUGUGUGUGCAUGUUAAAUAUGCACAUACGGUAGAGCACUGUUUGGGCGUGCAGUUCAAACCAGUUAAUAUUAUGUAGACUAACCCUUUAAGUAGCAAUGUGCCCAGAUGUGCCUCACUUUAUUAUUUUACUCUAUUUAACACCAGACGAUUUUAGUCAUCGGGGGGAGAGUGGGAGAUUGCUGCCACUUAAUGGGUUAAUCAGACUAUCUGCCCAUGCACCCUGUUAACCAUUUAAAGUCAAUUUCAACUUACUUUUCACUAAAAUGUUGCGAACUUCGUUCCGAACUUCGCAAAUUCGUUGCCAAGUUCAAAAGUUCAUAAUGAAAUUCACAAACAGGUUUGUAAACAAAGCCUCUGAUUGGCUAUUAAAUCAAACCAGCCAAUCAAAUGCCCAGUUUACAAACCUGUUUGUGAAUUUCAUUAUGAACUUUUGAACUUGGCAACGAAUUUGCGAAGUUCGGAACGAAGUUCAGAACAUUUGAGUGAAAAGUAAGUUGAAAUCGACUGUAAGUGGCAAUGCACCCAGAUGCGCCCCACUUUAUUAUUUUACUUUGUCUAUAACGCCAGAUUAUUUUACUCUGUCUAACGCCAGACGAUUUUACUCGUCAGGGGGAGAGUGCUGUCACUCAAUGGGUUAAAUUAGCAUUUAACACUUUGAGCUUCAAUGUGCCUUAUUUAAAGCAUCCUUUUUUACUCUGCCUAAAAACAGCUGAUUUCACUCCUUGUGGGGAAGUAACAGUCUAAUACCCCAGACUGCAGAGUAUGGCAGUUUUUGACGAGAUCUCUGGUGUGCGAGACAAUCGUUUAGGUGUGCGACAAUCCUUUCUGAACUUUAUUCAAGUGUGCACUAAAGUUAGUGUUAAUUAAUGUUAAAAAUUGCAAAAAAAUGCAACAAAUACGAGAUGUGUAGGCGUAAACAUAGCCAAACAAGUGUGCAAAGUUGUUGGACAAAAAAAUUCUCGAGUGUGCACUUGCCAUAUUCUAAUAUCUAAUAUCCCUAUGAUCAACACUAGAUACAUACUAUAAUUAUUAUAGAAGUCUUGUAAUUGUGGGAACAUUGGAUGGUAAAGUCAGAGGAUUGGAUCCUGUCAAGAAUGGAAUGAUCAGAUGGAGUGUUGCUCUUUCAGAUGAACCUCUCUUGUCAUCCAGCUUGAAUUCUGUGCAGGUAAUUACCAGAUCAGUUCAUGAACACCAUAUUAACACAUUAAUUAAGUUGCAAUAUACCAUAAAAUAUGCUGUACUAGUACUUUGUUGUUUUAAAAGCCAGACAAUUUUACUCAUCAAGGGCAGAGCGCUGGUGCUGAAUUGGUUAAAGGUUGUAUAACUAGGGAUAUUUUUAAUUGGGGGAUAAUGGAGACAUUUAUAUUAGCCCAGAUAAUUCCAUAUAUAACUGCAUGCUAACAGGCUUCUGUAAGUAGUUGGAGUUUAUUUUUACCUAUUAGCUACAAUCGCCUCUUCAAAGGGAAAAAGCAGAUCGAGUGACUUGUUUACAACUACUUGGAAUUGUCAUUUUGUUUCAAGUGCCGGAGCCACUUAAGUAUUGGCAAAUUGUUAUGUAGGUUAAGUGUAGGGAGUGUACAAGUCCUUCCUGCAAGACCCCCAGCACUGGCCUUCUGGAAAGUUAGUAUUAAUUAAUUGAACAGCAGUUCUCACAAUCUUUGGCCAAUAAUACUGCCUGAAGUAAUAUUAUUGACAGCAGUUUCUUGCCAGUGGUGAUCAAAAACUUAUUUGCUAUAUUCUGUAAAGGAAAUUAUCUAACAAAGACAAUUAACGACUAGUGAAUAUACACAUAAUAAUCCAUUUGCUAUUUAUAUAAUUAUGCAUAUUCAAAUUGUCAUUAUAGGGACAAAAAUUCUAAUAAAAAUAUAUCAAUGGCAUGCAAUUUUUUGUCUACAAGGGAUUUUUGAAAUUGGACUGGAUUGGGAAUUUUCACAUCCUGUGAGAAUAAUCUACUCCUCCAUUUGUGUAGAAAAGAAAAAAUGUUUAACUUUUUGAUUCCACCUGAUAGAUGAUGAAAGAAUUUACUGGUUUUCGUCUAAUACCGUCCUUGGAUGGUGGUCUUUAUGUUCAAUCCUCACAGGACAGUAUUGAGGUAUAGAAUAUACAAACAUACACAAUCUCACUGAGGGUUGAGAUUUACCUAACUUGGCCACAUGCCCACACCCUGUGUUAAUGAGGGUUUAAAAGAGGAGUACCAAGUGGACAGAUCUGCAGAUUUCCCUUACAAAAAAUGUCUAUAAAUAAAUAUAUAGCCUUGUCCAGGGCUUCAAAUUCAUGGUAUCCCGAUAUCCCGGCGAUACCAGAUUUUAAAUUUGGAUACUGGAAAUCACAAGCUCAGUGCUCAGUAUCCCAAGGGAUACUGAAAAAAAUUCUAUCCACGACUGAUAUUUCUGAAAAUAAUACAAGAAGAUAAACGAAGUGAAAGGUGAUCGAAUUUGACUGAGCAGGUAGACGCGCUCAAAAAAGUGCCGAAGCCAAGCAAAGUAUAAAGAAACAAAGCGUUGUCAAAAGUUUAAAAUGGCUUGAAAAAAUCCUUUCCACAGGUAACACUCGUGAACGAAAAGAUGUUUUGCAAUUGUGGAAUACUAGAUUUUCUGGGUGGAUACCAGAUUUUAAGUUGCUAUUAUCCCGUUGGAUACUGCGGAAAAAUUCAAAUUUGAAGUCCUGUUGUCUAUAGGCCAGCCUAUAGGUUCCUCUAGAUACAGUAGGUUUUCAAUAAUAGGUUUUCAUAGGCAAUUGGUGACCUAUAGGGAUGCCUAUAGAACUCUAUAGGCGCCUAUAUGGUUCUUUAGGGAAUUGGAACACUUCUUAUAUAGGCAAUGAUAGAUAGGCCACCAAUUUAGACUUUUUUCAUAAGGGAUUAUAGUCACUAUGGGGAAGAGUGUAAACAGUACAAUCUGUCGAGUUGGAACAGGAUGGAUAUUUAAGUGUAAUAUGACGUCCCUAUUUAAGACAUACUGCACAUUCUAAAUAAUAUCUGCAUUGCUACAAUAACCACAGUCUUUCAUCUGUUGUGUAUACCAAUACAUCUUGUUGCAUUUAACUUUUUUAGCCAAUGCCUUUAAAUGCAGACACUUUGUUAAGUUCGUCAUUUAAGUUGAAUGAUGGGAUAGGUCUGGUUGGUGGAAAACAUUUUCAACAAAUGGGUAUUGAUCCUGAGACAGGAAAGGUUUGUUUUUUUAAGUGUGUAAAAUAGCGAUGGCAUGUCGCCUGUACAGACGAGCCAAUAAAACUUGUCAUAGAAAACUUUCAAGAUCGUUUGCAACCAUAACCUAAUUAAUAAUGUAUUCAUUAGGUAAUAUACUCGUGUUCUGAUGAUGGUUGUGAUAGUAGUGGAUCUGAUUCGUUAAGGGACAUUCUUGUUUUAAAACGAACCCAGAAAACUGUCCGAGCUGUUAGUGAAAGGACUGGUGCUGAAAGGUAAUUAGUUUUGAUGAGUUUUGUAUUGGUUCGUUGCCAGGCAUUAAUGGCAGCUUGCCUGAAAUGAUUAACUGAUAACAGAGUUGUGAAAGGUUUUCGUUACUAUGAAAGCUUGAUAGCUAUGCCUUAGAGUCGAAAAAUUAGCUUGGUGGAAGACUGCAAGGACUGGCAUUUGUAUCAUUUAGCAAGGUCGGAUUUUGGUGGAAAUAGUGGGGGAGGUGGAAAACGUUUAGGGGAGGUGCAGCGGUCUAGCUCGCGAUCCCCAUGGAAAGUUAGAGCUUAGAACGAGCCAAAGUUAACGACCUGACGUAUGCAUGUAGUGUACAUAUGUAUCCAGUGUAUUGAAUGAAUUAUGACUGUACAUCUCACCCAAUUUUGCUCUUCAUUACAGUUACUACAAAGUUUCUUUCAAAACUUUGCAUUAAAAGUGUACUUGACACAGAGAUGAAUUGCUAUCACUGUUUCAAUUUUACAGGAAAAACGUUCUUACGAAGUGUAGACCCUAAGCAACCAAAAAUGUCAAAUUUUCACUUUGAUCUAUCAUUGCAAAAAUUCUCAGGGGAAGUGCAAAACGAUCUCAGUCAGGCCUUAAAAUAUCGUUCGGUCACGGACAUUGUCCGAUCCAUUCGUGAAAUUGUCCGACGCAGAAAAGAAACCACCGGACAUUCUGUCCGAUCAAGGUGAAACUGAGGUUUAUUGUUUGUCCGACCCGAGUGUAUUGGUGUCCAACCGAACUGUAGCUUUGUCCGACGUAAAUCAAAAUGUACCCUAGCCCAGGACUAGAGGCUUGUAUGUUAAAUGGAAAAUCAGAGUACUAUUGUAUAAAAGGUCAACUGGAAAUGUUGUUUUAACGUAGUCGAGCGCGGGGCGGCGAGCGAAAUGGUGAAGUGGAAAACGGGCUUAAGUUGUCGAAGUCUUUUUUAAUACUGCUGUUCUGGAAAGCAAGUUAAUUUUGGCUUGGAAAUAAGUAUGAAAGGAACAAAUUAUUUAAUAUCUUUACAAUUACAUUUACCGUUUAUUCAUUUGUGUCAUUCAGACUUAUUUCCGAGUCAAAACUGAACUGAAGGUCAUCGGACAUAUGUCCGACCCAAAUUCAACGUCACCGGACAUUUUGUCAGACGGCCCUGUAAAAGAUAUUUUAAGGCCUGCUCAGGGAAGGUGCGCAAAUGCUGAAAUGCACCAGAAAAUGCUGCUGACAGUUGAACUAUUUUUGUUUCUAGAUGGAAUUUUUCAGUUGGCCAACACAAACUAAGUCUCCUAAAUGCUCACUCAGAUAUCACACGCCAACGAGAAGACGGUAAAAUCAAGCAAGAUAUCCAAGUCUCCAUUCCUGAGGGGAUUGUAGCCGUUGUUGACAAAUCUGAGAGUGAAGGAGAGAAUAUCGUAUGGAAACAACAGUUCGACACACCAGUUGCUGCCGUCUGGCUCGUACAUAAUGGUGUUCUUGAGGAACUGGAUUUACUGAAAAUUGCUGUACCACCAAAAUCUUUAAAUCAAAAUAACGAGAUGCCAUUGAUGUAUUAUAUUGGUAAGAAGUUUUAUAUAAUAACUACAGUGAAACACGCAAUUUGAUUGGUCAAUAGCCGUGCAGGAUCAGGCUAUCCUGCACGAGGAAUUAAAAUGCCUUCGCGGGAUUCUCAAAAUGUCAUUGUUUCACUGUAGUAAUUUUAUAAAACAAUUACCAAAUGGUUUUCCAAGCAGGAUAGCGUGAUCCAUGCACUUGGGAUGUUGCUCGACUUUCGGAAAGCGUAAAAACACACUCGCCUGCGGCUCGAGUAUUUUUACGCUUUCCGUAAGUCUCGCGACAUCCCUCGUGCAUGGAUCACGCAAUCCUGCAUGGAAAACCAUUCCAAAAAGAAAAUCAUUUACAGGGUAGAUCGUUCUGUUUCUUCAUUCAGGUUCUCAUGGAGAUCAACGUUACAUCCAUCUAUCUGACAAGAUGGAAGACGCAGUCAGGAUUGCAAUCGAGAAAAUGAUGUCACAGUCAACCAAUCAGGAUCAAGCGGUAGCUGAGCAUCCUAUGAGGAGGAUAGUUUGGAAGCCAUAUUUAGCAACGUCUGCUUCACGUACCCCCGCUAUUGUUGGCAAAACUGAACUAGCUGUUCGUCAACCUCUUGAUUAUCCUUUUGGUUAGUAUACAAAGCCUUUUUGUCUCAUUUGCGUUUUAUUAUAGUUCAGAAUGAUAUAUACGUUCACAUUAAUUAUUUUGAAAUGUUACCGGCUUUAUUUCCUCGUGCGUACGACCAAGAAUACAAUCAAUGCAUUGUAGACGACAUAACUAUACCUGGCAAAUGUAGAAAUAUAUACUGUACCUACACUGCAGUCUGGUCCAGAGACUUGCAUUGGGGAUUGAGACUUUUUGCCUUUAACCUAACUAAUGUUAAGUUUUUCCGGUUAUACUGUAUGUAUAACUUAAUAAUGCCUUAGCAUAUCGGCGAUAACAGAAAUGAGAGUCUUUAGCGUGGUCUCAACCCAAGUUCUCUGAGGUCAACAUACUUUUCAAGAAGGGUGUAUUGUUAUACAAUGAAUUUGCAGACUAUAAAUGAGUUAUGAAGUCUAACAAAAGCAAUAAAACUUGACGAAAUAAAUUUUCCCGCUUGAAAAGCCAUAAAAAAUGGUACGCAAUGCGUCCAUGCUGUACAAUAUUCGAUAUACUUUUUCUUUCAAAUGUUUUAAAAUAGUAGAUAUUAAGUGGUCUGGGAUGAAAUUCUGUUACCUAUAUAAUUUCUCUUACUUUAAUGGAAAAUUAUUUUGUGAACACACAUAUAUACCCUAAAGUGAAGUUCAAAUUAGUUUUUCAGUUUCUUAUUAAGGCAGUUAGGCGACACUUUCUGACUUUUGUUGUUUUUCUCUUAUUAGCGAAAUUAUUCAGUUUAUUGUUACUGUUAUAUAAUUAUGUUAUAACAAAUUUACCUUUAGAUAAUGGUAAUUAUUACUAUGGUCAAUUACCAACAAUGAAUGGAGAUGAGUGUCUAAAUAACAAUACAAAUGCCGAAGGCAACAGCGAACAAGGAUUUUUAAUGAAGUUAAAGAAAUCCAUUUCCAGAUGGUGGUAAGAACGACUUAAAUCUAGUGCAGAGAGAAACAAUUUUGACUUUUGACUUUGACUUAUUAAAGUUAAUUUGCGUUGUUGGUUUAAGGCUGGUUUAGACUAUCGAAGUUUCUGUGAUCACAGUAGGAAUUUUGCAUCGGUAGAUUGUGAGUUAUGAAAGAUUUGUAUGAAAUGUUUGGGGGAACUGACUCAGUCAGUCAGAGUUUGAGUCGGUUCUACUAAUCCUUCAGAAUUUGCCCAUUCAAAUUCCUAUUGUGAUCACAGAAGCUUUGAUGUAAUAUAUGAACAACGAGAGCGAGUGUUUCACAAUGUAUGUAUAUAUACAUUGUUUUCGAGUGUUUUCGUUUGCUGAUUUGAAUAGAAUUCUUAACCAAGCAUAACGUAAUUAGGAAUGGACCGUUUGAAUUAUAGACUCAAUUUUGAUCUAGACAAAAAUUUCAUCACAGCUUGAAAGAACAUCACAAAAUUAGUAAUAUUCCAAAGUUUCGUUGCGAACUGUUGUAAAAUGCGGAUAAUAUAGCCCUGCGAAGUUUGCCGUUUUUCAGUCAUUUUGUAUUUGCACGGGAAAUUGACAGCCCAAUCGGGUGUUGGGACAUCAAUUUCCCGUUUGUAAUACAAAAUCACUGAAAAUUGCAAACUUCGCAGGGCUAUAUUAUCCGCAUUUUACAACAUUUCGCAACGAAACUUUGGAAUAUUACUAAUUUUGUGAUGCUCUUUCAAGCUGUGAUGAAAUUUUUGUCUAGACUUGUUUAGAUCAAAAUUUAGUCUAUAAUACAAAUGGUCCAUUCUAUUCAAGUAAUUUUGCAUGCGUAAUUAAGAUAUUUGAUGAAAACACACUAGUGACUUUCAUCAAGUUUCACCGGGUUAUCCAAAUGGCAUCUUGUGAUCAAAUAGGUGAUUAUCAUUGGCUGAAUUGCUCAUGAAUUAUUAAUGAAUUUGAGAAAGUGUCAAUGAUGGUGUGGUGCAAAGAUUUGUUACCAAUGUUGUUCUUUUUACAUAGGAGAGAAUUUCUUAUCUUUAUUUUCACAUUUGGCUUCUUUGCAAGGCAGAUAUUUAAGUAUUGGCGGUUAAAGCAUUCUGCUCUGGUAAGUUUGUCUCUUCGUGUCAUUAGUGUUUAAGUGAAUUUUGUGUUAAAUUGCACUUAUUUUUAAUAUUAAUCUUAUCUUUCAAGGAGAGAAAUAAUUUAAUUUUAAAUUUGCCUUGCGGCGAUCUUGAAGUGGAAGUGAGAAGAAAAAGCGAGGCCGAUAACAAAGUAAGAAAGCUUUUGAACACCACGAUUAAUAAAUAAGAUGUUGUUUACAUGACUCAGGGCGAGAUUGAUUUUGAAGUAUUGAAAUAAGUCGGUAUAAGUAUAGACGAAAAUUCAAACGGCGCAGAAUUUAGAAACUAACAUGUUGUUGAUCAUGUUGUUUAACAAUUUUUUUACUGUUUAAUAUUGAAAUGUUUUUCAUUUACACUAUUCAGCAAAUGAUAAUCAGGAAAAUAUUGCAAAUUUCCCGAAUCAUAAACCUUAUAUAAAUUUUUCUCUGGAUGAUUUUUUCAUUCAUGAACUUCGAUAUUUAUAGGCCGUACAAUCACCGUCUCCAAUGACUGUUCAAUCCCCAGAUAAUUUUGUAUCAAGGUAACUAUUAGAAAAUGUUAUUUAUAUUAAAAUGCUAUAAUACACCUUUCCGGAAAAUACUUAGCAAUGGCUAUAGACCCUUGUUUCCUUGAUUGAGAUACUGGUUUUAGAGCCCUUUAUCUUGUUCCUGAUGACGUAAUUAUAAACAGGUCUUUUAUGAUGUUUGUGGUGUUACUCUGAGUGUGCAUCCACACCGGGCAAGCUGAAAAGUUUGCCUGACCACAGUGGGAAUCGAGCCCGCGACCCAUCGUGGUCAGACAAACUUUUCAGCUUGCCUGGUGUGGAUACACACUCAGAGUAACACCACAAACAUCAUAUUCACCUGAGUACAUAACACCGCCACACACAAAAAGGUCUUUUAUAUUCACUGAUAUAACUCUAUGCUUUCGUAAAUGUGUCACUUGUAACAAUGUAAAGGGCUCUAAACCCAAUAUCGUAACGAAAACGAGGCUGUAUAGCCAAGGCUGAGCAAUUUCCAGAAGAGUGUAUUGUAUAAUAGUAUUCUAUACCAUGAAUGUUUUUGAUGAUGGUUAUGUGAUGUAAGUUAUCUUCAUUUCUAGAUAUCAGUUAGACUUUGAACAUGAGACGUGUUUGGGAAGUGGCGCAUUUGGCUUGGUGUUUCAAGCAAGAAAUAAACUGGACGAUUGUCAGUACGCCGUCAAACGAAUCAGACUUCCAAAUAAGUAUGUCUUCAUUGAACAGUCCAGAUUGAAACAUUACAGAGACUCACAUUUUGACUUCUACUACCGCUACCAUGCAUUAACGGUUAAUCAAUCAGAUGCGUUUGUUCUACCCGAUUAACGAAUCAAAUGCAUCCCUUUAUUGUCUGUUUGACAGGCUUUAUAUUCUGGUCAGCCAAUCAUGUCCAACUCUGUUCACGCUGUUUGGCUGUCAUAAGGGACGGACCAAAAAAGUGAAGGGGAGGGGUGGGGGGUAAGGUGGCAAAGUUUUUGCCAUACACAUGCAUCUUUUACAGUACAGUUCGCUUGGUGUGCAUGCAUUUUUUCAGAAUUUUUUCCUUCUGUGAAUUUCUUUUCUGUUCUUCUCCCCGUCACUUUUUUAAUGGUCAGAACCAUGAAAUUGCAUGCACAUAUUGAACAUGCUGUUUGUUUACUGCUCUUUAGCCAAAAAGCUCGAAAUAAAGUGAUGAGAGAAGUGAAAGUACUGGCCACGUUGGAACAUCCUGGUAUUGUAAGAUAUUAUAAUUCCUGGUGUGAAGAACCUCCGGUUGAAUGGCUGAGGGAGUGGGACGAUAAGUUACGAGGAGAUAGGUAUAGAGAGAAUAUUUUGUACUUACACUGAUGGCUUUAUCAUUUCUAAACUAUUCUCUAUUUUUUUAUAUACUGGAUUGUUGUAUCUGUUUUAAAAUAUUCUUCCUAGAGGUGCAGUGAGGGUCACCACAUAUUAAUUCAGUGUUACUACAAGAGGAAACCUGAACUUAACUAACUUUUUAAUACAGGGUAUAGGUCGGUCAGUUCAAAACUGUUCCCUUUGCGGUUAAGUACAGGUUGCCAAAUACAAGACAUUCAAUGCAUUCAUUAUUAUUAUUACUUUUCGAUAUUUUUAAUCAAAAAGUACAGGAGGGUUAUAGUAAUAAGGUUGAUUGAAACACGAUACGAUUACUUAAUAAGAAAUAUAUUAUUUUUCAAUAGUAAAUGUCCUACUAUCAACACAAUUCCGUCCUACACGAGCCCUUCGUCUGAUGAAGAUGUGCAGUUGCAGGAAAUGUCUCUAAAUGAUCAGCUCUCAGAUUAUGAACGAAAUGUUGACUUCACUCAAAGUAGACAAAGACAUGACACUAUUACUGUUGAGAAUGAGGACGGCUUUAAUGGGUCGACUUCAGGUCUCCAUGAAGGGACUGACAGCUCUUUUGGUGUUGAAUUCGAAGCAGAGACUUUCGAGCGCAGUGUGGCGAAUAAUAAUGGAAAUAAAAUAAACGACGAUAGUUCUGGAGUUGUCUUUCAGCAUGUGAGUAUUGUUGAGCAAUUUCAUUAAGCAAUAUCGUGCAGCCGAUCAGCAAAUGCCUGUCAAGAAAAUAGUAUUUAAUCUUUUCAUUUUAUGUAGUAAUAUUAAUAGACCGAUUCGAAAAAUAGUUGUCAAUCCUUUUGCUUCCGAAAUUAAUUUCAACCAAAAUAAUCACUGCCGCCUGCAAAACCUUUUUUGGAUCACUUUCUAUGGGACAUAUAGGGAUAGGAUUAGGUUAGGGUACGGUCCAUAACCUAUCCCUAUCCCUACAUGUCCCUAAUGUCCCAUAGAAAGUGAUCCCCCAAAACAUUUUUGUCUGCCGCUUUAUAUAAUACCAUGUAUAUAACAGUUUCUGUUGGAAAAUUGUUUAUUAGCCUGGUGUGCAAAUAAUAUAAAAUAAUGCAAAAGUGUGGUAGCUAGUCUUCGAAUCGGUCAAUAUUAAUUUUGAUGAUCAAUAAAUAAAAUAGAGAGAAUGAUGUAGUUUAUUUUUCUCUCGUUGUUUAAAACAGCACAUUAUUUCUCAUCUGUACAUUUAGACGAGCAAGAUUCUACCAUAAAGGACCAUUUCAGAAAUGAAGUUAAAUAUCGUAUCUCCAUAUGUCUGUCUAAAUAUUCUCUGUUUUGUACUCAUAUUUUAGAGUUCGGCCACACAAGAUGACAGUUUUACUUCAAGUUCGUCAGAAAGUGGAGAGAACAAGGUGGAAGCACAGCCUUUGGGUAAGCGUUGACUCGAAGGCAGACUCCGUAUAGAGCGUUUGCACAUGACGUCACAGCCGCCGUGUUUGUGUUCCAAUUCAAAAGAAUUUUAAUUAGACUCUUUUGUCUGGAACACCAACAUGGCCGCCAUGGCUUUUGUUGAGUUGGUCCCUGGGGAAUGAGUGCAAACGCUCAAGUAGCUUCUCAUUUCUCAGUUGAAUCACAUCUUGAAUAUGGGUGCCUUAAAUUAAAACGUAAUCCUUAACCAUGUUUCCACCACGUUUAGGGAAAGCGCGAUUUCCAUUGCAUUUACUGUAUAUUCAGAUGCAACUGUGUCGGAAAGACAGUUUGAAAGAUUGGCUCAAUGCUAAUACAUCGAACAGAAAUUUCUCACACAGUAUUGACAUCUUCAGACAGGUACGGUAUUUUCAACCAUUUUUGGAAAGAAAAUAAUUGACUUACACACCGAAUGUACCAUCUGAAUCAACUCGUCCCCAGGGAUUUUGGUUCCACCUACCGUGUACACUACUCGGGAGCCCUGGGGAUGAGGUUUCUGACUAACUUGAUCUUACUGACCAACCGAUCUCACUAUUAGUGUUUUGUUGACUUGUAGCUUGUUGUUGCUGUGGAUUACAUACACCAGAAAGGUCAUAUACACAGAGACUUGAAGGUUUGUAAUAUGUAUUUCAUAAGCCAAAACACAUGAUUAGUUAUUAAAGUCGAUGGUUCAUUUUAAUGGUUCAUUUCAAGUUAUUCUAUCGACGGUGACUUUUCACGUUUUAUUGUGGAUGUUGGCGGUACAUUUGGGAAGUAUAUGUGAAUGUGGAUUCCGCUUUUGUGAUUGAGGUUUGAUUAUAACUUCGCCCUAUUUACAUGUGAGAAGAGUUCUUCUUAGUUCUUCAGGAUUUCUUCCGGCACUCUGGUUUCUACUUUCAGUAUUAAAACUAGAUAAUAGAUGUCCUAACUGAACCUCCUAUAGUUUAGAAGUGACGGAACUGUCAAGUUCAAAUACAGUUAGUGUGGUCAAAUUUUUAAUAUUUGCAUGUAUUACCAUGGAUAAUAAAAUAAAUGGAUAGGAAACUAGCUGACGUGACCUAAUGUUUUUACUGGGAUUGAUGGCGUGGUUGGAUGCCUCAACCUAGUUGAAAAUCAAAUUCUCAAAAACGGCAUGUUUAGCAAUAAUACAGCUAAACAUUUUAGUCAAAUAGCAAAUAAAUGUAACCACGCCAUUCUACGAUGAAAACUCUAAGUAUUCCCAGUUAAUUUUAGCAAAUAUUUCAAGCACUAAACAGUGAAAAAUACAUCGCAAAUUUCGUUAAAAUUUGUGACGCCAAUUUCGUAGCUACAAUUGUAAAAAAAUACAAAACAAAGACGAAAAACAUUUACCUUGAAUACUUUGUCGUGGCUUAGGCAUGUUUUUAAAACAAUUAGACCAGUUUACGCUUCAAGAUCACCCUUUUAAAGUGGAAAAUAUAGCAAAACAACAAAUAUGCCGAGAACUUUGGUAACAUUCGCAAUACGCGUGACGUCACGUUUUUCAACAAGGGUGCAGUUAAUGACGUCAGAAGUUUCCAAUCCAUUUAUUGUAUUAUCCAUGGUAUUACUGUGGCGAGGUUUUUUACCCUCGGCUGCUUUAUGUUAAAAGGAGUCGAGAAUGUAACUUGUAAAACUGCAUGUUUUGUACACCAUUUAGCCGUCAAAUAUUCUGUUUGCCCUGGAUGGUACGGUCAAAGUGGGCGAUUUUGGGUUAGUUGCAGCAUGCCAUACUUCAUCAGAUGAAGACAGUGGUUUUGAUGGUUAGUUUCACAAAUAUUUCAAAUGUCCACUUUCCUGAUUCUCUUCAAGUAUUGUUUACUGAAAUUAUUGAUACGCUUGUUUUGACCAUUUGUGGUCUCUGAUUAUUUAGAAUUAACACAUUCCUCCAAUCAAAAUUUGACUGGCCAGGUUGGGACACAACUUUAUGCGAGUCCGGAGCAGGCAAGUAUUGCGAAUGAGUAUUUAACUAAGGACGAUUACUCGAUAUCCAUAUUUCUAAAUUUAUACAUGCAUUUUAACUAUUCUAAAUAUGGCGGAGUGUUGACCCUGGAUGUAAUGUUUUUAGCUUGGGCAUGUUUACUGUGUAAUUAAUGUAGACUAUAUGACCAUUUACUCAAUUGUGUUACUCCAUAUUUUUCAACAGGAGGCUGGAACAAAUUAUUGCUUUCGAGCAGAUAUAUUUUCAUUGGGAAUCAUAUUUUUUGAACUAUUCCAUAUUUUUUCCACACAGAUGGAACGACUGAAGGUGUGUUCUUAUGUAUUUUGCUUCUCAGAUUGUAUUGUCACUGUUUUUGCAAAACUGCCUAAAUGUUAUGGGACAGCAAAUACAGGUGGCCAAUUUCAGAGAUGUUAGCUCCUUUGAUCUUUCAGUCCUAUUUAUUUACCACCAAGAACUAUAAUACAUAACUCUAUAUCCUGUGUUUUUUUCUUUAGACUUUAACUGCCGUAAGAAAGAGAAACGUACCAGAAACGUUCUCAAAAGAUCUGCCGUUACAGGUCAGUCAAUAUUCUAUCCUUUCUUUAAACUAGUCGGUUACUAUCAAUACUUCCCAUUCGUCAAUUACCAUCGGAAGAAGCAACCAUAUUCAAUAUAAAUAUCAUUCUCCUUUUUUCAGAGCGAACUUGCCUUAUGGCUUCUUGCAGAGAGCCCAUCAGACAGACCUUCGGCUCAGGCAAUCUCAACAAGUCGUGUUUUUUCAGAACUGUUAAACAGAUUAACACCAUCACAACCAACAACAACUAGUGAAACAACACAUAACCCGUGAGAGCCUGGGAACGAGAUUGAUCCAGUGGAUUGAUCCCAUUGAUCUCUGUGUAAACUGGAAGGCUAAGUGAGGGGGGGGGGGGAUUGAAGCCAGUGCAUUUUAGUUUUUCUGCGUUAUGAGCAGAAGUACUCAACACUGAACGUUGUGCUGUAUAUGAAACUGAAGCUAUUGAAAAACGCUGUUUGGUGUAGAAAUUUCAAGACUUUACCUGAAACAGUAAAAGGAAAAUAUUUAAAAACUACGAAAAUAAAUGCCGAUAAUUUGCCAUUUUUUUGAUAGAAUGGCAGUUGUUUUUGUAUUUUUAAAAUAUUUUUCUUUUCGCUGAAGUCUUGAAAUUUCCACACCGAAUUGCAAUUUUCAAUAGCUUCAGUUUGAUAUAUAGCCCAACGUUUGGGAUCAAGUAUUUCUGCUCAUGCAUAACUCAGAAAAACUAUUUUGGCUUCAGCAAAUCAUCAGGCUUAUUAUUAUUUAUAGGAGUUAGCCUUUCAGUUUACAUAGAGUUCACUGGUUGAUCCAUGCCAUUUCGUAAGGCCAAAUGUGAUCCCCAGACACGCGUGUUCGCUUCUGGUUACGUAGUAUACUUGUGCUUAACUCACGCGUACAGAGUUUUCUUUCUUGGGUUUUUAGGCUCUGAUCUCAGAGUACAGUGGAGCAUAUACCUUCAUGAAAUGAUACAAUCAUGAAUCAUGUUGAUAUGUGGAUUUAUAUUUAAUGUAUAUAUUAUGUUGUACAGUUAAAAACAAAACAACAACACUAUCAUAUUUACUAAUGCGUUCUUUAAAUUGUCUCGUCCGACUGUUUUUCUUCGCCACGAAUGACGUCAUCUAGUGGUUCAUUCAAUGUUUGGGACAUUCUUGCCAGGCAAAUAUCACACUGUUCUUUAUUUGCUUCCAACGUUGCCAGAGUCUCGGGAUUGAACAUGGUCGCUGCGUCAAUAUUUUGCUUGUGAACGCGGACUAGAAAAAUAGAAGCUACGUUUUCAGACAAUGAAAGUAACCUUUCUUUAAUAUGAAACUCUCUAAUACUAACUGGCCUGACUUAUCAAGACGAUACUGGACAAACUUGUUGCGAGGCUGUUGGCCUCAUCACCCAAGAUGAUAACAAUUUUUUCCAGACUUGUCAACAACUGAGAACAAACAUUGCAAACAGUUCUUGUUGACAAGCUGUGAGUGUGAGAUUUUAUUUUUUCG